This is a messenger RNA of Stylonychia lemnae, 2562 nucleotides long. NCBI's taxonomy places the organism in Eukaryota, Ciliophora, Spirotrichea, Sporadotrichida, Oxytrichidae. The record is from the annotation of a GenBank genome assembly.
AUGGAAAAAGGAUCAUAUCUUAGAGAAACAUGGAAUAUUCUCGAUUUCUUCAUUGUCGUAUCAUCCUUAAUAGAUUUAUCUCUUUCCGACAUCAAUCUUCCUUUUAUCAAAAUUUUGAGGUUGCUAAGAACAUUAAGACCAUUACGAUUUAUCUCUCAUAAUAUUGCAAUGAAGACUAUAGUAGUUGCCUUACUUGAAUCAGUGGGACAUAUUAUAAAUGUAAUGAUAGUUGUAAUGGUAGUCUGGCUGAUGUUUGCUAUACUUGGAGUGAAUCUCUUUGCUGGUAAAUUUUAUUACUGUACGAUAGAACCAUUGAAAACUAGAAAUUUAAAAGAAUGCGUCAAUAAAAGAGGACAAUGGCUUACUUAUGAUCAAAAUUUCGAUAAUGUGGGCAAUGCCAUGCUAACUUUAUUUGUGGUUGCCACUCUUGAAGAUUGGCCUGAUGUUUUGCAUUAAGCUGUCAAUUCAAGUGAUGAAAAUUAAGGGCCUAUACUUAAUAACUCCCCAGCUAACGCUUACUUUUUUGUUGCUUUUAUACUAAUCGGCUCAUACUUUUUACUCAAUUUCUUUAUUGGUGUAUUGUUCUUAAAGUACAAUGAAGCUUAAAAGGCUGAAAUUAAGGGUUUCACCUAAGAACAUUUAUAGUGGAUGGAUAUGCAAAAAAUGAUAGUUGCUUCUAGACCAGACUAUGAGACAACUAACAUUCCCAAGUAGAAAUGGAGAAGAAAGCUUCAUCAAUUUGUAGUAUCAACAUCCUUUGAAACUUUUAUAAUGGCAUGUAUUGUACUAAACAUGCUUUAAAUGGCAUGCCAAUUUGAAGGAGCUUAGUUAUCAUACGAUAAUGUCCUUAAUAACAUCAAUAUAUUUUUCACAUGCGUAUUUAUUUCGGAAUCCAUUUUAAAGAUCAUUGCCUUUGAUGUUACUUACUUUUACAAUAAUUGGAACAGGUUUGACUUUAUUGUCGUUAUUUCAAGUGUUAUUGAUAUAUUGAUGAGUGAUUUAAGUAGCAGCGACCUCAAAUUAUUAAGAAUUGGACCAUAAUUAGCUCGAGUUUUUAGAGUUCUCAGAGUAACUAGAAUACUCAGAUUAGUAGGAAAAUAUCAAGGCAUUCAGGCUUUAAUUUAGACUAUAACAUUUUCCCUUCCAUCCUUGCUAAAUGUACUAGGAUUACUAUUUCUAAUUUUUUUUAUGUUCGCGAUUCUUGGAGUGUUCUUUUUCAGAGAUGUGACGUAAGGUUAAGUAAUUAAUAGCUACAUGAACUUUUCAAAUUUUGGAAUGGCUAUGCUGAUGCUCUUUAGAAUGUCAACUGGAGAGGAUUGGAACUAUGUUAUGUUUGAUUGCUCGAGAGAGGAAGCAGAUGGAUGUAUACCUGGCAAAACUUGCGGAAACAAAAUUAUUAGUUACAUCUACUUCAUCUCUUUCAUUUUAAUUUGUAUGGAUGUAAUGCUAAACCUCUUUGUACUUGUAAUUCUUCAACAAUUUGAUAAGUAUUACCUGCCUCAAAAUAAUAUCAUGAACAUGUUUAAGAAGGACCUUUAAGGAUUUAAAGAUAAUUGGAAAGAUUUUUCAAUGGAAAAAUAUAAUUGCCAGAAGAUUAGAGCUUGUCAAUUAACCUAAUUUAUUCAAAGUUUAAAACCCCCUCUUGGAUUAGUUAACGUUGAUGAUAUUGAAUUGAAAAAGAUAAUGCUAAAAAUGGGAAUAAAAAGUGAUCCAGAUGGCUACAUCUACUUCAACGAGCUCCUAUAUAGAUGCAUGAGAAGAGUUUAUGGGUAGUUAAGACUAAAUAAGAAAAUGCAAAUAUUCGAAAUUAAAACCUAAUACAAAGUGAUAAAGUUAUCAAUGAUAUCUCAUUAGAAAGGAGGCAAAUUGAAAAACUAAGAAAUAAUGGAUUUAAUGACUUAGAAGCAUCACUCAGUAAAUCCCUUUCUAACAAUAAUGUUCCUUAAAACAAGUUUUAAAGUUUGGUUGAACUAUGCAUAGAGAGCUCGCACUAGAGAUAGAAAAAUAAGACAUUAUCGUAGAAAGAGUGCCAAAAGUUUAAUGUAAAAGUAGGAAUUUAGUGAGAAAAACUUAUAGGAAAUUGCAAGUACAAUUCAAUUACCAUAAUUCCUUUAUGAAGAGGAUAAGAGUAAUCUAGUAGAAUUUGAAUAUUUAGAUGAAAUUGAAAUCUUGCAAACAUACUCGAGCGAGGAGGAGGAUCAGCAAAGCAUUGACUUAGAUCUUUAUUCCCCCAUUAAUAACGACUUCUUUAGUAAUAAUUAAGAUUCCAGUUGCAAAUCAACUCAAUAAAUAUUGCAGGAUAUUAUAAAGCAACAACCAAGCUCGACAAAAUCUGACUCAAGACUUAUGAAGGAGGAUUAUUUCUUGGAAAGAAAGCAUGCUAAAUAAGUAUAAAGUACUAAAGCUAAUUCAAAUGAUUCUUAGAGAAAAGAACUCCUCCCAAAUACACUUAGGACAAUUAAAAAUUUUGAUACGAUUGAAGAAGAAGAAGAAAAUAAUUCUUAGCCAAGCAUUCCAAAAAAGAAAAAAAGUACUAAGAAAACAUUGAAAUUCGACUUUUGA